AUGUCUUCCACGCGUCGCAUCACCAAGGAAUACGGCGAGCUCACGCAGAGUCCCCCCGAGGGGUACACCAUCGCCCUCGGCCCCAACGACUCGCUGCACACCUGGCACGUCACCGUCGCCGCGCCGGCGGGCUGCAUCUACCACCCGGGCCGGUACGGCGUCGUCGUCACGCUCCCCACCGAGUACCCCUUCAAGGCCCCCGUGGUCAAGUUCGCCACGCGCAUUUACCACCCCAACGUCACCAACGACUCGCUCGGGAAUGUGUGUCUGGGCCUGCUCAAGACGGAGAACUGGAAGCCCAGCACCAAGAUUGUCGCCGUCCUCGACGCCCUGCGCAACCUGCUCGUCGAGCCGCUGCCGGAGGACCCGCUGGAGGAGAGCAUCGCGGAGCAGUACAGAAACGACCGCGAGGGGUUCGACAAGGCGGCCAAGGGGUUCGUCGAGAGACUGAAUCGAAUAAUGACCUUGCAAUAA
Akanthomyces muscarius is the source of this 474-nucleotide messenger RNA. RefSeq lists its product as uncharacterized. The record is from RefSeq and is a predicted model, not a curated record. NCBI's taxonomy places the organism in Eukaryota, Fungi, Ascomycota, Sordariomycetes, Hypocreales, Cordycipitaceae. Gene Ontology annotation, biological process: protein polyubiquitination. The transcript has 3 exons. The coding region runs from base 1 to 474 and encodes 157 amino acids. Gene Ontology annotation, molecular function: ubiquitin conjugating enzyme activity. Gene Ontology annotation, cellular component: nucleus.